AUGGCACUGUCUCUUGUUAAUAUCGGCCUCGUGGUUGUGGGUCUAAUCGUGGGUCGGGUGGCCGCCGCUGUCGCCAGUCCUGCUCCCCACCAAAGCACCUGCAGAAACAUCCCCGGUGACGCACGCUGGCCCAAGUCCGCGGAAUGGGAUCGCCUGAAUGCCACUGUGGACGGCAGGCUGAUCGCCACAGUCCCCAUCGCCCAGGUCUGCCACGACCCGACCUUCUCGCCCGAGGAAUGUGCCCAGGUUGAGGGGCAAUGGAAUGCCGCGAUUGUCAUGACCACACGGCCUGCCGAGAUUAUGACCCCUUGGUUCCAGAACCAGUCGUGUGUAGCCUUUAGUGACCGCUCCACGCCGUGCGACCUGGGCAACUACGCAAGCUACUCGAUCCGCGUCAGUAAUGCCGACGACGUGGUCGCGGGCAUUGGAUUCGCGAGGAAAAAUAAUAUUCGCUUGGUGGUAAAGAACACGGGUCACGACUUUUUUGGGAAAAGCACCGGUAAAGGCGCACUCUCCCUCUGGACUCGGAACCUACAACACAAAGAGCUCGUCCAGCACUACAAUACGUCGUACUACCGCGGCCCAGCCAUCAAGAUUGGCGCUGGCGUGAACGGCAAGGAGGCCGCGGAAUUUGCAGCCCAGUAUGGCUACCGCUUCGUGGUAGGUUCGUGCCCGACCGUUGGUGUCGCAGGCGGUUACACUCAGGGAGGCGGGCAUUCAUUCUUAUCCGGACUUUACGGUCUUGGUGCCGACAACGUGCUCGAGUGGGAGGUGGUGACCCCCACAGGGGAGCGCUUGGUUGCGACACCAACGAAAAAUUCGAAUCUCUACUGGGCGCUGAGCGGUGGUGGUGGCGGCACCUACGGCGUCGUCAUCUCCAUGACAUCGCGCGUGUUUUCCGACGGCCAGAUCGCACUCGCUAGCCUCUCUUUUAACACUACCACCGUCGGCGGGGAUGACCCCUUCUGGGCCUCGGUCGGCGUGCUCCUCUCCCAGCUCCAACCUCUCGUGGACGACCACGGCGCCGUCGCCCAGGUGUCCAUGACCCACUCCAUAUUCUCCAUCUUCGGCCUCAUGGUGCCCGGAGCCGACACACACGACCUCGCUAACCUCCUCGCCCCGCUCCUGACCGCCUUAUCGCAGACAAACUCAGCCCUCACCAGCUCGGCCAUAUCCCUGGUCAUAACACACAAUUCAACCUACGCUGGUUUGGUCGCCGCCAACGUCGAGGCAGUCACCGAGGCCAUCACCCUUCCCCCCGUGAUUGGCGGCCGCUUCAUCUCCCGCAGCAACUGGGCCAAUAACGCUACCGCCAUCCUCGCCGCGCUUCGCAGCACCAUGGCCAACGAGCGGUUUGUCGUUGCCCUCACCGCGCUAAACACGCAGUCUGCGGCGCGCCUGGCCAAGCCUAUUGCGCCCAACGCCGCGCCACCCGCGUUCGCCUCCGUCUACCUCAGCCUGAUCGUCACUUCCAUGUGGGACUGGCACCGGUCGUGGGCCGACGCCGCGCCGCUCCAAGCCGAAUACUUGGAGGUGGUCCGCCCAACUCUCGAGGCGGUCACACCCGGCGCCGGCGCGUACGGCAAUGAGGCCAACUGGCAACAACCGAGAUGGCAGGACGUGUUUUACGGAUCGACCUAUGAGCGGCUGAAGGGGAUCAAGGCGCGAUAUGAUCCCGAAGGCUUGUUGUAUGGGUUGACGGCCGUGGGAAGUGAGAAAUGGGCCGCGGAUGGGCAGGGGAGGUUGUGUAGGAAAUAG
This is a messenger RNA of Dichotomopilus funicola, 1758 nucleotides long. RefSeq lists its product as uncharacterized. Lineage: Eukaryota; Fungi; Ascomycota; Sordariomycetes; Sordariales; Chaetomiaceae. The transcript has 3 exons. Gene Ontology annotation, molecular function: oxidoreductase activity; FAD binding. The record is from RefSeq and is a predicted model, not a curated record. The coding region runs from base 1 to 1758 and encodes 585 amino acids.